Chelonoidis abingdonii (Abingdon island giant tortoise) is the source of this 1754-nucleotide messenger RNA. RefSeq names its product 15-hydroxyprostaglandin dehydrogenase (gene HPGD). Gene Ontology annotation, biological process: prostaglandin metabolic process; female pregnancy. Gene Ontology annotation, cellular component: cytoplasm. Gene Ontology annotation, molecular function: 15-hydroxyprostaglandin dehydrogenase (NAD+) activity. The record is from RefSeq and is a predicted model, not a curated record. NCBI's taxonomy places the organism in Eukaryota, Metazoa, Chordata, Testudines, Testudinidae.
UGCAAAGCGCCCCUGCUGGCCCCUGUCAACCUGGGGUUCAUGAAGACGCUCUUCCCAGGAGUGACCUGCGCCACCCCACAGACACGUCCUGGGCGGGUGUCAGCACUGUCCCAGAACAAGAGAAAGGGGAGAAGGAGCCGCAGCAGCGGCGGCAGGAGGAGGAAGAGGGGGAGGGAGGAAGUGAACUACAGGGCAGGUGACACCGAGUUAGGUUCCCCAUCCACACUGUGCUUGGCAGCUUCCUUCUCGCUUGCUGGCCACGGAGGCACGGCUGUGAGGGAAGAUAAGGGAGACAGGGGCUCUAUAAAUACCCAGCGCGAGAGCGCGCGCCCCAGAGCCCUGCGAGCCCGGGCGAGGGACUGACAGACACCGGCGCAGCGUUCAGCCUUUAGCAAGCAGCGACCAUGCACGUGAAUGGCAAGGUGGCUCUGGUGACUGGCGCGGCGCAGGGCAUAGGCAGAGCCUUUGUCCAGGCGCUGUUGGAGGAGGGCGCGAAGGUAGCUCUCGUGGAUCGGAACCUCGAAGCCGGCGAGGAGAGCAAAGCUGCCCUGGAUGAGCAGUUUGAAGCUCAGAGGACUCUGUUCAUUCAGUGCGAUGUUACAGAUCAGGAGCAACUGCAAGGUGCUUUUAAAAAAACAAUUGAACAUUUUGGAAGGCUGGAUGUUGUGGUUAAUAAUGCUGGAGUGAAUAAUGAAAAGGACUGGGAAAGCACUAUACAAAUUAAUUUGACUUCUGUGAUCAGAGGAACAUACAUUGGUCUGGAAUACAUGAAAAAAGGAAAUGGAGGGGUAAUCAUUAAUAUAUCAUCUCUGGCAGGACUCAUGCCUGCUGCACACCAACCAGUGUACUGUGCUACAAAGCAUGGCAUAAUUGGAUUCACCCGGUCUAUAGCUAUGGCGGCUCAAAUGGGAAAUUAUGGCGUGCGACUAAAUACAAUUUGUCCAGGGUUCGUUAACACACCAAUUCUUCAGUCUAUUGAUAAAGAAGAGAAUAUGGGACAAUAUUAUGAAUACAAGGAUGAGAUCAAAGACAUGAUGAAGUUCUAUGGUGUUAUGGACCCAUCACUAAUUGCCAAAGGACUGUUAAUGAUUAUUGAAGAUGAUGCUUUAAACGGAGAGGUUAUGAAGAUUACAGCAUCCAAGGGGAUUCAUUUUCAAGAAUAUAGUCCACUUCCUUUUCAAUCAGGAAGGCUAUAAAUAUAAUUAUGUUAUCUUGGCUCUAAAUUAAUGUAAAAAUGUGUUUUAAACAAUUUUUUUAAGAUAAAUGUUUGUGUCCAGAGAAUGACAUGAUUUUAACUCUUUAAUGCAAUAAUGUACAGUUGUAUAGUAAUAUGAUUUCUUACUUUGAUUUUAAGAGCUACUGUUGAUAUUCUUGGUUUGGUAGAAUAAGCAUAUUGCUCAAAAGAUAUUCAGUGAUGCAGUAAUAGGGGUCAGAUUCUGCCCAUUGGUAAUUAUAUGCUUGUGGCAGGCUGUUGCCCUCCUGACCUAGUGUGGCCCUGCGGGCACCCCUUGUUUGAGUUACCCUUCUGUCAGGAUUCUUGGGAAUGUCACACAGCUCAAAAAGGGACAAGACAAAAUUCCCCUACUGGGAUUCUACUUUAUUAAAUACAAAUAAACUUGAAAUAGAAAAUCUUCCCUGGGCUUCAGAAGUCACACAGCCCUCCUCCUUGAGGUUUGUUCCCUCUCAGUCCUGGCCUCUCUGGCCUGUAGUCUCUCCCACUGGGUUCAGAGUUGCACAGCCCUCCUCCUUGGGGC